ACUACUCCAGUGAGAUCGCAGUAGCAAUCGCAAUCCGUCGGAAAUAUCUCUGUCGCGCCGCCGUCCGCCGUCGCCGCCGCCGCCGUCCGCCUGCGCCAUGCUCCGCCUCAGGAAGUGCGUCGUUUCCUAUAUCCUCUCUUCUUCCUCCACCUCUGCCAUCUCCCCACUCCGCCGCCUCCCCUCCACCACCGCGGCCCCCAUUUCCCCGAACCCCAGUAGCUUCGCCGUCGAGGAGUACCUCGUCCACGCCUGCGGCCUCACGCGGCCCCAAGCCCUCAAGGCCUCCACCAAGCUCUCCCACCUCAAGUCCCCCGCCAAACCCAACGCCGUCCUCGCCUUCCUCUCCGGCCUCGGCCUCUCCGGCGCCGAUGCCGCCGCCGCCGUCGCCAAAGACCCGCAGCUCCUAUGCGCCAAAGUGGACAAAACCCUGGCCCCGCUGGUCGAUGGGCUCACCGGCCUCGGCCUGUCGCGUUCCGACAUCGCCCGCCUCCUCUCGCUCACCCCCGACCACUUCCGCCGUAGAGCCAUGCUCUCCAGGCUGCAGUACUACCUGCCCCUCUUCGGCUCCUUCCACAACUUCCUCCGGCUGCUCAAGAACUCAUCCCGCCUGUUGUAUUUGAACCUCGACAAGGUUAUCAAGCCCAAUGUUGUGUUCCUGAGGGAGUGCGGGCUAGGUGAUUGUGAUAUUGCCCAGCUGUGUAUCCAUGCGCCGAGGUUGCUCACCGCUAACCCGGAGCGCGUCUGGGCGAUGGUGGCAUGCGCCGAAGGUAUAGGCGUGCCCCGUGGCUCUGGGAUGUUCAGAGAAGCGCUACAUGCUGUCGCAUUCCAAAGCAAGGAGAAGAUUGCCGCCAAAGUGGACUACUUGAAGAAUACCUUCAGGUGGUCUGAUGCCGAAGCGAGCGUUGCUGUGCGCAAGUAUCCACGUCUGCUGAGGAAGUCAAAGGAAUCUCUGAAGCGCAGGGCCGGGUUCUUGUUCUCUGAGGUGCGGCUGGAACCCGUGUACAUUGCUUAUCGACCGGAAAUACUUUCUUAUAGCAUGGAGGGUCGACUCAGACCCCGGUACUAUGUUAUCAAGUUUCUCAAGCAAAAUGGACUGCUAGAUCGUGACUUGAGCUUAUUUUAUGCGGUCAAGAUGACUGAGAAAGUAUUUGCGGAGAAGCUCAUAUGCCCUCACAAGGAAGCUGCACCGCACCUCGCUGAAGACUACGCAACUGCUUGCAAAGGGGAAGUUUCAACAAAUUUCAGAUUUAGAUGAACCAGGAACAGGCUAUGAAAAUUCGUAACGUGUGUAUGGCGCAACAAAGUUUUCACUCUGCGUAGUAAGCUGGUAACUCCUGCCUUGGUGUUCUAUGCCUAACUGGAUGUUUGCUCUCUUUUGUAGUGUGUUUGUUACAUGCCAGUUUGCUCAUUGCUAACUCUUGCUGUAACUGAUAAAUUGAUUCCUGAACCCUGA
This is a messenger RNA of Aegilops tauschii subsp. strangulata, 1453 nucleotides long. RefSeq lists its product as uncharacterized. Lineage: Eukaryota; Viridiplantae; Streptophyta; Magnoliopsida; Poales; Poaceae. The record is from RefSeq and is a predicted model, not a curated record. Gene Ontology annotation, biological process: regulation of DNA-templated transcription. Gene Ontology annotation, molecular function: double-stranded DNA binding.